Molecule: messenger RNA, 2268 nt
Organism: Suncus etruscus (white-toothed pygmy shrew)
Lineage: Eukaryota; Metazoa; Chordata; Mammalia; Eulipotyphla; Soricidae
Gene: TRAFD1
Product: TRAF-type zinc finger domain containing 1
Exons: 11
Coding region: 7-1728 (573 amino acids)
Source: RefSeq, a predicted model, not a curated record
CAAAAGAUGGCCGAGUUUCUAGGUGAACAGAACACUCGACUGUGUGACAACUGCAAAAGAGAGAUCCCCGAGUUCAACUUCACCAUGCACGAGAUCCACUGCCAGAGAAACAUCAGCGUGUGUCACCUCUGCAAGGAGCCCUUGCCCAAGGCCGAGAUGGAGGCGCACCUCACAACUGAGCACUGUCAGGUGACCUGCAAAUGCAACAAGAAGUUGGAGAAGCGACAACUCCAGAGGCAUGAGGAAGCCGAGUGUCCCCUGCGACUUGCCCUCUGCCAGCACUGCGAUCUGGAACUCUCCAUGGCCAAGCUGAAGGAACAUGAAGAUUACUGUGGCGCCCGGACCGAGUUGUGUGGCAGCUGUGGGCACAACGUCCUGGUGAAGGAUCUGAAGACCCACCCCGGAGUCUGCGGGAAGGACCAGGAGGGACGGAAAGCUGGGACCGCCACGUCUCCUAACACCCACGACCAGUCCUGGGGUCAGGACCGAUUCUGGAUCGCCUCCCAGCUCCUCAGACACAUCGAAGCCCUGGACCCACCCACCAGGCUCACCCGGAGACCCCUGAGAGACUUUGAUUCGGACCUGUUCCACAAUCACAGUCGGAGCCCUGAGCAGAGGAACGUGGAGACCCAGUUCCCGAUUCACAACAACCUGCUGGAAGAACAAGAAAGACAGGAAAGGAACCGAAGCAGGCAGCCUUCUCGAGCAGUUGGUGAAGACAGUGCAAACCUGGACUACAUGCUGGCUCUCAGCCUGCAGAACGAAGGCCAGGCUACCAGUGUGGCCCAGCAGGACUUAUGGAAGGACAUGUGUGAGGCCAACCCCGGCCGGGAUGGUCUCAGUGCUCCUGAUGACAGUCCAGGUGCCGGCGAGACUUUGCUGCCCUGUGAGUUCUGUGAGGAGCUGUACCCGGAGGAGCUGCUCAUUGACCAUCAGACAAGCUGUAAUCCUUCGUGUGCCUUACCCCCGAUCCGCCCACAUAUUCCUUCUCCGAAAAGUGCGGAGGACCCAGAUGUCAUCUUCCAGAAGCUUUUGCAAGAGGCGGCAAGGAACCAGCUGGACUCUUUGAUGGGCUUGGACAGUUCAGGCCCAGCUGAGGAGAGUGUCAUUAUCCCAUGCGAAUUCUGUGGGGUGCAGCUGGAAGAGGAGGUGCUGUUCCAUCACCAGGACCAGUGUGACCAACGCCCAGUCACAGCAAACCACCCCGUGAUGGAGGGGAUUCCCAGGCAGGAUUCCCGGCCUGAAGUGACCUCACCGGAGCUGCCCAAGAGACGGAUCAGACACCAGGGAGACCUGUCUUUUGGUUACAUGGAUAAUAUCAAGCAGAUUAAAGGGGCUGCCUACCCUCUGCCCACCCUGAACAACGGGGUGCCUCCCUACAACCAGCUCUCAGCGCCUACACCUGGCUCCAGGCCCACGGGCCACCCCAGCCCGCCCCAAGUACUGAAGCUCAACAACCUGGACAGCCAAGAGCUCCGUGGGCGGAAUCGGAUCGGCCACAGUGGGGUGCCGGCCCCGGAACACAGCCCGGCUAUUCAUUCUGUUCAGAAUCUCUACCCUGAAAACCUGGCGCCCCCCUUCCCUCGUGGGCCUGUGGGGAGAUACGGAGCAAGUGGCAGAAAUAUCCCAGUCACCACAACCUCUGCCAGUCAUCGCAGCAGAGCUGCAAAGGUAAGAGGCUGCCUGCAGCCGGGAGCUGGAGGAGCUGAGGAAGAGGAGGAGGAGUAGCAUGUUUGCAGGGCUUGGCUGUGGUACAGGUGCUGCCCCUGGCCCUGGGGCGGCCACCAGGCCUUGGACUUUUUCUGGUUACAGCCACGUUGUCUCUGGCCUUAUGCUUUGGGAGUUGGGGACGUGUAGGGGGGUAAACAGGGAGGCCUCUGUUGCCACUUUAGUGGCUGCCUCUUGGCAAGAUAUACAAUCCAGUCUGUGGCCCACCAAGGCUUCUGUUUUGACAUUCUGUCACCACCUGUUUCUUGGUGCUGCCUAGUUCUGGUGGGAGAACCUUCUGGAAACCUGGUAACCACCAGUGAUUCUUACCUUCCCUGCAGGGAUGGAAACUUGGGGUUUGGGGUAGCUGGUUCUGGGUCUGGCCCCUCUCCCUUCUAGCUUUUGGGCCCCAGCUGAGUGGAGGGAAUCUGGGACGUGUUGAGGCCAAUUGCAAUGUUAGGGACAAGGUGUGGGGGCAGGGCCAGAGAAGUGAACUUGGGGACACUGUUUUCAUUUGGAAUUUGCCACCACUGCCUAAAUUUUUUUUUGUGUGUGUGGGAG